GGAGUCCCCAGCCUCAUGAAUCCAAUAACUAAGCCUGCUACCACCACUUCUUUCAAUGCUUCUGUGGCUGAGAUUCCAAGGAAGCGCAAAGGAAGUGAUUCUGAUAACCAGGAUACAGCUGAAGUCGAUGGUGAUCCUCAGAAAAGGAGUGAAGAUGAAGAACAUGUUAAAAUGAAAGAUUUCAGGGAGGCUCACAGUCAAACAGAGAAACGAAGAAGAGACAAAAUGAAUAAUUUGAUAGAGGAGUUGUCUGCUAUGAUACCUGCGUGCAAUCCCAUGGCACGAAAACUAGACAAGCUUACAGUGUUACGCAUGGCUGUGCAACACUUAAAAUCCUUAAAAGGUUCAACCAGCUCCUACACGGAAGUCCGGUAUAAACCUUCAUUUUUAAAGGAUGAUGAGCUCCGACAGUUAAUCCUUAGGGCUGCAGAUGGAUUCUUGUUUGUGGUUGGAUGCAACAGAGGAAAAAUUUUGUUUGUCUCGGAAUCAGUUUGUAAAAUACUGAAUUAUGAUCAGGCCAGUUUAAUUGGACAAAGUUUGUUUGAUUACUUGCAUCCAAAGGAUGUUGCAAAAGUGAAGGAGCAACUUUCUUCUUCAGAUAUCUCUCCUAGGGAGAAGCUCAUAGAUGGGAAAACUGGCUUGCAAGUACACACAGAUUUUCAAGCUGGACCAGCUCGACUGAAUUCUGGUGCUCGACGUUCCUUCUUCUGUCGGAUAAAAUGUAGUAGGAACACAGUCAAAGAAGAAAAGGAGUGCUUGCCUAACCCAAAGAAGAAAGAUCACAGAAAAUACUGUACCAUUCACUGUACUGGGUAUAUGAAGAACUGGCCUCCUAAUGAGGUGGGAGUAGAAGAGGAAAAUGAUGUAGAAAAGGACAGUAGUAACUUUAACUGUCUUGUUGCAAUUGGGAGGUUACACCCUUACAUUGUUCCACAAAAGAGUGGAGAGAUAAAAGUCAAAGCAACAGAAUUUGUUACACGGUUUGCCAUGGAUGGAAAAUUUGUUUAUGUAGAUCAGCGUGCAACAGCAAUUUUAGGGUAUCUGCCACAGGAGCUUCUAGGAACUUCUUGUUAUGAGUACUGCCAUCAAGAUGAUCACAAUCAUCUAGCUGAAAAACAUAAACAAGUGUUGCAGAAUAAAGAAAAAGUAUUUACAAAUUCCUACAAAUUUAGAGCAAAAGAUGGGACUUUUAUUACAUUAAAGAGCCAGUGGUUUAGUUUCAUGAAUCCGUGGACCAAAGAACUGGAAUACAUUGUAUCAAACAACACUGUGGUAUUAGGUCAUAAUGAGUCAGCUGAAGAACAGGUCCUCUACAGUUCCCAGCCUGCAGAAGAUACUGUAAAACAGUCUUUAGUAAGUGUACCUGGAAUGUCCUCUGGAACAGUUCUUGGUGCUGGAAGUAUAGGAACUGAAAUUGCAAAUGAAAUAUUAGAAUUGCAAAGGUUGCAUUCUUCACCGUCUGGGGAGUUAAGUCCAUCACAUCUCUUGAGAAAGUCACCUUCUCCAGCUUUAACUAUAAACUGCAGCAAUGUGCCAAAUAAAGAUUUGAUUCAGUUAUGUCCUUUGGAAACAGAAGUUCUAGAGACUUCAGAACAAACCCAGGGUGCUAUUCCAUUUCCCAGCAAUGAACCUCUCCUCAGUGGUAAUUCUCAUCUGGACUUCGAUGCCAUCUGUGAAAAUGAGGACACUGCUAUGACAGCUCUUAUGAAUUACUUGGAGGCUGAUGGAGGACUUGGGGAUCCAGCUGAACUCAGUGAUAUACAAUGGGCUCUAUAG
Molecule: messenger RNA, 1776 nt
Organism: Indicator indicator
Lineage: Eukaryota; Metazoa; Chordata; Aves; Piciformes; Indicatoridae
Gene: BMAL2
Product: basic helix-loop-helix ARNT like 2
Exons: 16
Coding region: 16-1776 (586 amino acids)
Biological process (GO): regulation of transcription by RNA polymerase II
Cellular component (GO): cytoplasm; aryl hydrocarbon receptor complex; transcription regulator complex
Molecular function (GO): DNA-binding transcription factor activity, RNA polymerase II-specific; protein dimerization activity; RNA polymerase II cis-regulatory region sequence-specific DNA binding
Source: RefSeq, a predicted model, not a curated record